AUGCUUAUUGCCGCAUCUGUGUUACCGGAUGGAGAGUCAAGCGGCAAAAUUGUGCUGGGUGACGUGCUGAUCAAGAUCAACGGCGAACCUGUGACGGACUUUAUCGUCCUUGACCGAAUACUGGACACGAACGUCGGCAGCACCAUCAUGUUGUUGCUCCAGAGGCAAGGGAGCGACCUCGAAGUCCCAAUCCUGGUGGGUGAUCUUUACCGUCUGAUACCUGAUCGAUUCGUGUCAGUCUGUGGCUCCAACUUCCACAAUAUCCCUUGCAUAACUGCUAUGACAUAUGGCGUAGCUAGAGGCAUUUUUGUGUGCGAUCCGAUGAUCUUUCUCGGCUUCGGCGAUAGCUCCGACUGUUACGUCAUUGUCGCGAUCCAUCAUAGGAAGGUGUCCCAUCUGGACGAUUUUGUCACCCAGAUGAAGAGACUUCCCCAUGGAACAACUAUCGCAGUUACUUUCAUUAAACUGAGCAAUUCACCCGAGGUCAAGACGUCACUCGUGAAGAUCGACAGGUUCUGGAUUCCUGAUAUGAGCCUGUGGGUCCAGAAUCGAGAGAAGGGUACAUGGGAUCGAACCGCGCUUGAAGCACCUCCGCUUCCCAAGCCUCCCUUGCGACAGUCAGCAUGGCCUGCUGAAGCUGAGUAUAAGACGGGCCCCACGGAGAGGCGCAUAUACAGAAGCCUCGUGCGCGUGACGCCCAGCACGCCGGGGUUUGCCGUUGACUCUUGCCAAGUUGCUCAAGUUGGAGCCAUGGGGUUAGUGAUCGAUGCCAAGUCAGGCCUUGUCAUCGUUUCACGAGCUGCCGUUCCACACGGCUUCUGCCUCGUUAGGGUUACUGUUGCCGACUCAAUUGAGACGGACGGCAAAGUCGUUUUCUUACACCCGUUUCACAACUACGCCAUCGUCAAGUACGAUGCGUCUCUAGUCGAUGCGCCAGUCCACAGUGCCACUCUUGGGACCGACCCGUUGCACGAGGGCCAGGAUAUGAAUUUCUGGGUUUUCAAAGGCGACCAGCUCAGUACUUACCGUAAAUGGGUCGAGAGAGUUGGACUGCAGGACGUAGUUCGCACAGACACGUCUCUGCCGCAAUACCGGCCGGUGAAUACCGAAGCAAUCGUCGAAAACACUACUAUGGCCUCACACACCAGUGGCAUCAUUACUGACGAGUUUGGUACCGUCAUGGCUUUAUGUCUGCUUCACCUCCGAAAAUUCCACGAUGAAAUCAUUCGCUCCUGCUGGGGCGUGGCCACGGCAACGAUAUUUCGCAUAGCACGAAGUAUAUGCAUUGGUGAGCCACCGCAGGUGUGGCUCUUUCCAGCGGAGCUCGAAACCAUGACCAUGGCCGAAGCAAGGAAAUGGGGUGUCCCGCAAGAAUGGAUCACUAAGUUCACACGCAAAAAAGCACCCCGACACGCGGCAUUCAAGGUGGCGCGGCCCAUGGCCACGUGCCCAACCGCCACGGCCCCAGCCCUACUACAAGGCGACAUUUUCCUCAGUUUGAACGGAAGAAUCUGCAGGGCCGUUUCGGACUUCGAUGUCACGAACUCUAGCGCACUCGAUGCCCUCAUCAUUCGGCAAAGGAAGAUCAUGCGGCUGGAAGUUCGUCCGGAGGAUGGAAAUCACGCGGAGACGGACCAUGUCUUCCUCUUUUGCGGUGCAGUCCUUCAGCUGUCUCUUAUACACAUCUAG
Molecule: messenger RNA, 1689 nt
Organism: Purpureocillium lilacinum
Lineage: Eukaryota; Fungi; Ascomycota; Sordariomycetes; Hypocreales; Ophiocordycipitaceae
Source: RefSeq, a predicted model, not a curated record